This is a messenger RNA of Mollisia scopiformis, 1557 nucleotides long. Its product is annotated as Di-copper centre-containing protein. Bases 192 to 1262 code for a protein of 356 amino acids. Gene Ontology annotation, molecular function: oxidoreductase activity. The transcript is spliced from 8 exons. The record is from RefSeq and is a predicted model, not a curated record. Lineage: Eukaryota; Fungi; Ascomycota; Leotiomycetes; Helotiales; Mollisiaceae.
CCAAAAGUGUAAUCUCAAGCUUCUGCUCUAUCCAUGUGUGCCAUGUGGCAGGUAUAUAUGUCUGUUGAUGGCGCAUGCAUCUUGUUUUCUGCACUCCUGUCAGCCACUUGCACCUUCUUCCAAGAUUUCACUCCUGCCAAGCUUCUUGUGAAACAGAUUCAUAGUCAAAGCACAAUCUUUUCACUCUCAGAAUGCAUUUCUCUCAGGUCUUCUCCUCGGUACUCCUGCUGCUGACAAGUGCCAUCGCUGCCCCGAUCGAGGAGCGCAACACAUGUACUACUCUGGCAGUCAGAAAAGAAUGGAGAACACUUUCCAAAGCGGAGAGACUCGAGUAUGUCGGGGCUGUAAAGUGCUUGAUGGCAAAACCCGCCCAAACAGGUGCCUUCUUCGCUGGUGCCAAAACUCGCUAUGACGACUUCCUGGCACUGCACAUCAACUCAACCGACUAUGUGCAUUUCAAUGGUCCCUUCCUGCCGUGGCAUCGUUGGUUAUUGCACCUUUGGGAGACAGAGCUCAGGACCACUUGUGGAUAUAAGGGCUAUCAGCCAUGGUGGGACCUUCUGCAGGAUAAUACUAUUGGGGGUUAUGCCAAAUCUCCACUUUUUGACAACACUUACGGUCUAGGAGGAAAUGGUCCUUACAUCGCUGAUGUGAGCUCCAACAUCACAUUCCCCGUCCAGACGCCGACUGUAAUUCCUGGCAGAACUGGUGGUGGCUGUGUUGAAGUUGGGCCAUUCGCCAACAUGACCAUCAACAUGGGAAUGGGCCUUGAUCUUUCUUACAAUCCUCACUGCAUGCGUCGAGAUUUCAGUCCUACCCUAGUUGCUGAGGCUUUCAGCAAUGCCUACUACGAAGCUGCUCUCGCCUCUGAGAACUUCCAGGAACUCAACCAGAACAUCCAAGGUUACAGUUUCGAGAUCUCUGGGAUGAGGCUCCACGCUGCUCUCCACAUCGGCGUUGGUGGACAAGUCGGUGACGAGGCUGAUAUGUGGUCUUCACCCGGAGAUCCAAUCUUCUGGUUUAUUCACGCAUCAUUGGAUAGACUCUGGAACAAUUGGCAACGAGAGUGCUGGGAGACACGCCAAUCUGAGAUUAUGGGUCCUGAUACGAUUUUCGCCUACCCAUUCGACUUCUUUGGCGAGAUUCCGUACACGAACAUCACACUAGACUACGAAUUGGAGUAUGAGCACUUUGGCAGCAAUGUCAGGAUUGGAGACAUCAUGGAUGUUGAAGCUCCCAAUUUGUGUUACACUUAUGAGUAGUUGACUACGAGGAUCUCGGUCGAAGUUUGGUGUUCGGGGGAGUGCCCCAUUGGCGCGGGUAAACUAUUGUAAUCAUUUGCUUGUAUAUAUCAUGAAAGAUAGAAUGGCUCUCGGGAGUAUAGACAAAACAAAGCUUGAUUCCCUCUGAGAUGCCGACGGUUGUGCAUGGACUAUUCGAUCCCAAGUAAAUAAUUUCAACAAUACAGUGUCUUAGCAUCUACCAUUCUCUCUAUUUCUUAUGUUCGAUCUUGCACGCCAAAAGGUCCAUGCAUGUUUUCCAGAACAAAUCUCUGGG